UGCAGAAUCUAUAUUUUAUCCUUCCAACCACCACCACCGCUAUCUUGUCUUCUUGAUCAUAGCUAUAGUCAAGCCCUAUCCUUCCUUCCCCUCAACCUUUCCUACUUGCACAUGUUCAAGAUAGAAAAUAAAGCAACACUUUCCAUUAUAAGCUGAACAAUUUAACCUAAUUUAGCCAUUACUUUUUCUGGGGUUUUCUUUUGACAAAACUCUACAAAUGUUUCCUUCAGGCAACAGCCAAGAACCCUUUAAUCCCUACACCUCAAAAGCAUUACUUGAAAAGUCUUUUACAUAUAAUCAUCAUCAAAACCCUAGUUCAAGUUCAAGGCAAGAAGAUCUUGCAUCUUUCUUGAAUUUCCCUUCUCCAUUUCUUGAUGAUCACAAUAACGAGUUGCCCUUGAACCAAAUAUUGUCUCAUCAGCAUCACCAAGAUCAAGAGGCUGGUGAUCAUCACCAUGUCAAAGAGAGCAAUUUUACUCAUAAUAUUUCUUGUGAGGCUUCAAAGGAGGAAAUGUCUAUUGAGGCAGCUAAAACAUCAUCAAAGAAGAGAAAUCUCAGUGCAACGCCACCGCGAAGGAGAACUGGGAAGAAAGAUAGGCAUAGCAAGAUAUGCACUGCUCAAGGUGUGAGAGAUCGGAGAGUGAGAUUGUCACUUCACAUAGCGCGUAAGUUCUUCGAUCUCCAAGACAUGUUAGGCUUUGAUAAGGCAAGUAAAACUAUAGAAUGGUUGUUUUCCAAAUCCAAUAAUGCCAUAACUGAGCUCUCAGAGAACAUACCACAAAAGGAUUAUAGUGAUGGUAACAAGAUUAUUAAUAGUAAUAGUUCAAGUAGUGAAGAUCAAAAGAGUGAAUCUCUUAUGUCUGAAUGUGAAGUACUAUCAAGAUGGGAGGAGAACUCAAAUAAUGAAGGGAAAGAGAGAGGAAAAGACAUAAACAUGAAUGAUAGAUUGAGUGAAAUGGUGCAAAAUAAUCCACAUAAGAGGGAGUCAAGAAACAAAGCAAGAGCAAGGGCUAGGGAAAGAACAAAAGAGAAAAUGAUGAUUAAAGGUCUUGACAAAAAGUGCAAUAAACAAUGGUAUGAAACAAACCCUAAUAGUGGUACUAAUAUUCUUGACCAUUUAGGGUCAUCAAGCAAUAGUGGUUUUCUUGAUCAAGAAUACUCCAACAACAAUUCUUAUAAUAAUACAAGUGUCAAUCAAGAAAAGGAUUCUCCCCUUGAAGCAAGUUCUCAGUCUCUAGAACAUCCGUUCAUUUCAAAUUACUAUGCAAAUUCCACAGCAGCAAUAGGAGGCUUAGAUUCUGGAAAUUGCUUCUUGGGUUUCCUUGGGAACUGGGAAUAUGCACCAAUGGCAUAUGCAGGUAACCCUAGCUCAAUUUAUUUGGCAAACUCCAGUUAUCAAUUUCAGCCACUGGACCAAGAAAAACAUUUAUCCUGCAGACAUCACAGGCAGGAAUAAAUUCAACUGGGUCUUAAGUUGUACUUAGGCAACUUUUUGUUACUUUUUACAGUGUUAUAUCUCCUAUGUUUACCCUGUUUGAUAAUUUUUUUUUGGUUGAUUUAUGCAAUAUGGAAAAAUUCUAGUACUGUUUUGACCUAAUUUUUCUGCUUGGUAUAGACAAGACAGAGAAUGUGUUUAUGAAUAAAAUUUGUUGUUUGAUUAAUUCACCAGUUA
Nicotiana tabacum (common tobacco) is the source of this 1672-nucleotide messenger RNA. RefSeq lists its product as uncharacterized. Gene Ontology annotation, cellular component: nucleus. The record is from RefSeq and is a predicted model, not a curated record. Gene Ontology annotation, biological process: regulation of secondary shoot formation. NCBI's taxonomy places the organism in Eukaryota, Viridiplantae, Streptophyta, Magnoliopsida, Solanales, Solanaceae. Gene Ontology annotation, molecular function: sequence-specific DNA binding; DNA-binding transcription factor activity.